AUGGCACCCCAAGAUGACUCCGUCAACUUCGACAUUAUCGAAUCGCACAAAGAGAACAUCCAAGCUCUCCCCAGCGGUCGCUCCGCCCGCAAACUCGCAGAACUCUUCUCUCCUUCACAUAGCGCCAGCAGCUCUAGGCAAGCGCUGGCACCACAACUAACACCCACUCCGAACCCUACCGAAGUCAAGUCCGUCAACGACGCCAUCCGCGCCGAAUACGAAGCCGAGCUUGCCGCCUUCAACCCCGAAGAGCAAGAUGACCCCCUCGACAUCUACGACCGCUACGUCCGCUGGACUCUCGACGCCUACCCGUCCGCCUCGGCCACACCGCAGUCGCAACUGCAUCUGCUGCUCGAGCGCGCCACCCGCGCCUUUGUUGGCAGCGCCCAGUACCGCAACGAUGCGCGCUACCUGAAGAUGUGGCUGCAUUACAUUCGCAUGUUCAGCGAUGCGCCCCGCGAGGCAUUCGUCUUCCUCUCGAGACACCAGAUUGGCGACCAGCUGGCGCUGUAUUACGAAGAGUUUGCGGCGUACCUGGAGGGCGAAGGUCGAUGGGCGCAGGCCGAGGAGGUUUACAAGAUGGGCAUUGAAAAGGAGGCCAGGCCGGUAUCAAGGCUGGUGAGGAAGUUUGGCGAGUUUGAGCAACGACGCGCGGCGUUGCCCGAGGCUGCGGGACCGUCGAAGCCGAAGAGUAAGCUGGCGAUCUUUUCGGAUGCGGAUGCGGCUGCGCAACAACCGGCGCUGGGCUCUCUAGGUGCUGGUUCGAAGGGAUGGGAUAGUAUUGGGAGCUUGUCCGAUCGGAAGAAGGAGAAUACUAUGGAGCCGAAGCCGUGGGCCGGCGAGGUGCUCAAGGCUGGUGGAAAGAAACCUGCGCAGAAGAUGCAGGUAUUCAGGGAUACGACCAAGACUACGAAUCCUAUGAUGAUGAUGAACAAGCAACAACUUUCUCAAUCACAUAUUCCAAUACACCACUCUCAGUCCCAGGUGACGGUGAAUCCGGUAACGGGUAAGCGGGAGCGGGUAUUCGUUGACCUUAGAGUGAUCUACCCGACACCAGACGAGCCCGGUACGGAGAUGAGUUUCGAAGAGAUAUGGGCUGCUCGAAGAGGUUGGCUAGAUGUGGUUUGGGAGGACGAAAGAAAGAAGCGACCACUGGAUGCGAUAUUGACUCCAAAAAGGGAUGAAAACAUGGAAGACCUGACCCUGGAGAUGGCGUCGACGAAAAUUGUGGCCUACCAUGAUGUUUUGAAACUAGACGAAAACGGGAAGCCCAUCUACCCUGAACACAAGGCUGGCAGGAGUGCCAAGAAGAAAAAGGUGAUCGAGGUGAACGAGACACAAAUCAUCAAGGCUAAGCUGGACUCUCCUUCUGGGCCCAAAAUGAAGAAGAGAGGCUCAUCAUCAGAACCAACCAUGACACUGCACACAAAGGCAGCAACAGAUGAUAUCUACGACAUCUUCAACGCUCCGAUUAAGCCUGCAGCAAAAACCGGUUUGAGCGACGACGAAGACCGCUACGAUUCGGAUGACUAUACUUGCGGUGUAGAAGACACAUCCAGAAACCUUGCGACCAGUGAGGCAGGAGAUGAGACCACAGUUGUAGAGGCUGUCGAAGAAACGGAUGUUGCAAACGAGGACGACGACGUCAAGAGCGAGUGGUCCGACUUCACAGCACGAAAACACAUUCCUAAUUAUCAAGGAGGCGGUGACGAAGACCAUGAGAUGACGGAUGUUUUGGACGAAGAGCUCAACGGCCAACCUGAAACCUCCCAUUCACAAGUCAACCACAACAGGUUUCCAGACGAAAACUCAAGGCCGGGUGAACAUCCCUUCACUCAACAACCCCCACCCGCAGCCGAAGAAUCACCUCCUAGGACGAGGAAUAUCUUCGUACCAGUACCUCCCGCAGACUACGUCCCCACAAGAAGGCCGUAUCGAGAUCCGGUAGAAGUGGCUAACAACCGCCUGCCCUUCAUGACGCCCAUCACUGAAAGGACCGAGUUCUCGUCGCUCGACGUCACGUAUCACCACCCAAAUAUGCAUCACCCUAUUCUCACCAAGACCCCGUCUAAGGCACCGGGCCUGGAUCACGACUUGAAGGAUGACAUGUCAGUGGAUGGCGAAGAGGAGGAAGGCCAAUAUUCUGAGAAUGAAGAUGAGGAUAUGCUCGAGCCGGAGAGCAGUCCGCUGCGCGAGAUCCCUGAGGAAGACGAGGAAGAGGAGGAACCGCAAAAGAGGUUCUCACCGAUUCCGAUCUUUCAUGACCAACCAGCUGCGGCCAGAUCCCCUCUCGCCGUAAAGUCAGUCACAAUAUCACCUUUGGCACACAGAGCGGUCUCUCCUCUCGCGCCCAGGCUUCCAGGACCUAUCAUCAAAGACUUGCAGUGCAACCCCGUCGACGACCUCGUCCGCAAGAAGAUCCUGGCCAACAUUUACCCUCCCCUCACUUCGUACGAGGGCUUCUACGACCACCGCCAUGAGAAGUUCCGCAAGGGCGCCGAGAUCCGCAAGUUCGCUCAAGCCCAGUCCGCGGCUAGCAAACGCGGAAGGAAGAGCACCUCUGCCGACAAGCGCGAUUCUCUGAACGAGCCGCAUCCUAUCAUGCUGCAGCUCCCUGGCAAUCCCAGCACCAAAUACACCAUCAAGAAGGAACUCGGCGCCGGUGCCUAUGCGCCCGUCUACCUGGUUGAGAACUCCAAGCCCACCAAGACCGCCCCCCAAACCGGUUACGGUUACGGACAACAACAAGAGAACGACAACCUCCCCGCCCACCUGAUCCGCCACCCCCGCGAAGCCCUCAAGAUGGAACAACCCCCGACAGCCUGGGAAUUCUACAUGAUGCGUCUCUCGCACACCCGCCUGCUCGCCGCCAACACCCCGCUCCACCACCGCGCCCUCGCCUCCCUCAGUCCCGCCCUCGAACUCCACCUCUACCAAGACGAAGGCUUCCUCUUCCUCCCAUUUUUCCAGCACGGCACUUUACUCGAUGUAAUCAACCUCUUCCGAUCCGAGUCGUCCGGCGUCAUGGACGAGCAACUAGCCAUGUUCUUCACCGUCGAACUCUUCCGGGCCGUCGAGGCCCUGCACUCGGUAGGCAUCAUGCACGGCGACGUCAAGGUAGACAACUGUCUUCUGCGUUUGCCUACGACCACGGAUAUCCUGCCGACGAACCAGUACCACGCCGACGGAUCGGGCGGCUGGGCCGCCCGCGGACUGACGCUGAUUGAUUUCGGGAGGGGGAUUGAUUUCCAGCAGUUCAGAGAAGACGUGCAGUUCGUGGCGGACUGGAAGCCUACGGCGCAAGAUUGCGCCGAGAUGAGGGAGGGGAGAGGCUGGACGUGGCAGAUUGAUUACCAUGGUCUUGCCGGAGUGGUGCAUGCUUUGUUGUUUGGGAAGUACAUUGAUACGGUACCCUGCGGGAGUGCGCACUCAAGGUCGUUGUUCAUUGAUAAUGGUGCCGGCGGGGGCGACAAUGAGAAGAGGUAUAAGAUUAGGGAGAACCUGAAGAGGUAUUGGCAGACGGAUAUCUGGGGCCAUUGUUUUGAUUUGUUGCUUAACCCCGGGAGCUAUGUGGAUGAUGAGGAGGAAGGGGGGAAGAUGCCGGUGCUGAAGGGGCUGAGGACGGUUAGAGAGCGGAUGGAGGGCUGGUUGGAAGCGAAUUGUGAGAGGGGCGUGGGGUUGAGGGGGUGGAUGGGGAAGGUUGAGGCUUGGUCUAGGGGCAGGAGGUGAGGAUAGAGCGAGUGCUCAUGGAUUCUUUUAUUUUGCGAAUAUGGUGGUGGAUUGCUUUACUUUGCUACAGAACUUGCUUCGCGAGCUGAGGAGGGUAACCAGGAGUUGUGGAAAGGUAUGAAGGUUUUCAACAAGAGCAAAGGACAUUGCUGCACACAUGAUGGUAGUAGGCUUUCUGAUUUCGUUACUAGGAUGGACAUACAUUUCCUUUUCCGUUACCCUUUUAUGGUGGCGCAUGUCUACGCAAUGCUAUACAUACAAGCUACAAAGCAUCAUACCCCCAACUCCAUAGCUAAAUAGCGUUUGUCCAUGGUCGUUAUACAAUAGAACAUGACAAUAUCAUCC
Molecule: messenger RNA, 4074 nt
Organism: Neurospora tetraspora
Lineage: Eukaryota; Fungi; Ascomycota; Sordariomycetes; Sordariales; Sordariaceae
Product: protein kinase BUB1-like protein
Exons: 4
Coding region: 1-3729 (1242 amino acids)
Biological process (GO): meiotic sister chromatid cohesion, centromeric; mitotic spindle assembly checkpoint signaling; protein phosphorylation
Cellular component (GO): nucleus
Molecular function (GO): ATP binding; protein kinase activity
Source: RefSeq, a predicted model, not a curated record